UUGGGGCCUCGGGGCCUUACGCACGGCACGUGCAGGAGGAAGUGGCGCUGUCAGUCCGCGCACUUAGUAUCCUCUUCAACGUGGAACCAUGGGAGGCCUGGAGAAGAAGAAGUAUGAACGAGGCUCUGCCACCAACUACAUCACCCGAAACAAAGCCCGGAAGAAGCUUCAGUUGAGCCUGCCCGACUUCAGACGGCUGUGCAUCCUGAAGGGCAUUUAUCCCCAUGAGCCCAAACACAAGAAGAAGGUUAACAAGGGCUCCACGGCAGCCCGGACUUUUUACCUUAUCAAAGACAUCAAGUUCCUCCUCCAUGAACCCAUUGUCAACAAGUUCCGGGAAUACAAGGUGUUUGUCCGCAAGCUCCGGAAGGCCUAUGGGAAGAGCGAGUGGAACACUGUGGAGCGUCUGAAGGACAACAAGCCCUACUACAAGCUAGACCACAUUGUCAAGGAGCGGUACCCCACGUUCAUCGACGCCCUUCGGGACCUGGACGACGCCCUCUCCAUGUGCUUUCUCUUCUCCACAUUCCCCCGGACCGGCAAGUGCCACGUGCAGACCAUUCAGCUGUGCCGCAGGCUCACUGUGGAGUUCAUGCACUAUGUCAUCGCCGCUCGGGCCCUGCGCAAGGUCUUUCUGUCCAUCAAAGGCAUUUACUACCAGGCCGAUGUGUUGGGGCAGCCCAUUGUGUGGAUCACGCCCUAUGCCUUCUCCCAUGACCACCCAACAGACGUGGACUACAGGGUCAUGGCCACCUUCACCGAGUUCUACACCACCCUGCUGGGCUUUGUCAACUUCCGCCUCUACCAGUCACUCAACCUGUACUACCCACCCAAGCUCGAGGGUCAGGCCUGCACAGAGGUGACAGCCCAUGAGGACAGCUAUGCGUUGGACUCUGAGAGUUCUAUGGAGAAACUGGCAGCCCUCGGUGCCAGUCUGGCCCGCGUGGUGGUGCCUGCAGAGGAGGAGCCUGAGGUGGACGAGUUUCCUGCUGAUGGGGAGAUUGCGGCACAGGAGGAGGACCGCAGGAAGGAGCUGGAGGCGCAGGAGAAGCAUAAGAAGCUCUUUGAGGGCUUGAAGUUCUUCCUGAGCCGCGAGGUGCCCCGGGAGGCCCUGGCUUUCAUCAUCAGGAGCUUUGGAGGAGAUGUGUCCUGGGACAAGUCUGUGUGCAUCGGGGCUACCUAUGAUGUCACAGACUCGUGCGUCACCCACCAGAUUGUUGACCGGCCCGGGCAGCAGACACCUGUCAUCGGCAGGUACUACGUGCAGCCGCAGUGGGUGUUCGACUCUGUGAACGCCCGGCUCCUCCUCCCCGUGGCAGACUACUUCCCUGGGGUGCAGCUGCCCCCACACCUCUCGCCCUUCGUGUCGGAGAAGGAAGGAGAUUACGUUCCCCCUGAGAAGCUGAAGCUGCUGGCCCUGCAGCGGGGAGAGCACCCUGGAAAUUUGAAUGAAUCGGAAGAGGAAGAGGAGGAGGAGGAAGACAAUGACAGUGAUGGUGAUGAAGAGGAAGAAGAUUUGGAGGCUGAUUCGGAAAAGGAGGACGAGGCCCAGCUGACAGCUCUGGAGGAGCAGAGGAUGGAGGGGAAGAAGCCCAAGGUGAUGGCGGGCACCGUGAAGCUGGAGGACAAGCAGCGGCUGGCCCAGGAGGAAGAGAGUGAGGCCAAGCGCUUGGCCAUCAUGAUGAUGAAGAAGCGGGAGAAAUACCUCUACAACAAGAUCAUGUUUGGCAAGAGGCGCAAAAUCCGUGAGGCCAACAAACUGGCAGAGAAGCGGAAAGCCCACGACGAGGCCAUGAGGUCUGAGAAGAAGGCCAAGAAGGCAAGGCCAGUGUGAGUGGCAGCAGCCUCUUGAUGGGCCAGGCCAGCUCUGGGCAGCUGGACUUGGCACAGGCAAGCGAGAGGACCAGGGCUCGGUGGCAGGCCGGAGUCCCAGAGUGUCUUCUGUUUUCAUUCUCCUCCUCCCUCCCGCCGGCCCUGGCCUCCUCUCUUGCUCUCUGGCUGGGCCCAUGGACAGCCCCGGCCUCCCUUGGAUGGAGCUCUCGCAGAGAAGAGGUGUCUGUGCCCAGCUGUCUCUCCUAGAAGUCAGAGACGUGGGGAGCAGGGCCUCACCAGCCCUUCACCAGCUGCUCCUGUUCACUGUGGCUUUCACAGUUUCCCUCGCACACAUGGUUGGACCCGUGGUUCUCUCGGUAUUGCGAUGGGGGGAUAGUGGGGAUACAUUGGUUAUUAAAUGGCUGGAGUUUUGCAGCCAGUUGGA
Molecule: messenger RNA, 2257 nt
Organism: Artibeus jamaicensis (Jamaican fruit-eating bat)
Lineage: Eukaryota; Metazoa; Chordata; Mammalia; Chiroptera; Phyllostomidae
Gene: PES1
Product: pescadillo ribosomal biogenesis factor 1
Exons: 15
Coding region: 89-1834 (581 amino acids)
Biological process (GO): ribosome biogenesis; maturation of LSU-rRNA from tricistronic rRNA transcript (SSU-rRNA, 5.8S rRNA, LSU-rRNA)
Cellular component (GO): nucleolus; PeBoW complex
Molecular function (GO): RNA binding
Source: RefSeq, a predicted model, not a curated record